AUAUGUGCAAGUGGUACAAAACAUGUUUCCUUCUUCCUGCGAGUUGUAGAUUUUUGAAAGUCAGUUGUUAAGAGUUUCUUCGUGUAAUACGAGCAAGCAAUGCGGAAAACGUCGUACAAAAGAAAGAUGUUUAGUUGGUUAUGACAGUAUAAGUUUUUUGAAAGCCAUUUUAACAGGCAGUAAAAAUAGUUUUUGUUAUCAAGAAAUAUAAGAGUUCUUCAAUAAUUUAUUAUUAAAAAUGGAUUCAUUAAUGAAUGACGCUUCUCUCACAAAAGCCGAACAAGAAGAGGAAGAAAUGAGGCAUGAACUAAAAGAGGUUGGCCUCUAUUAUGAAAAUAUGGAUGUUGAAGAAAUGAGACAACUAAUAGAUGUACUCAAUGAAUCAAAAAAUGAUGUUAGGAAACAUAAUGAAGAUACAAUAGACUCCAUAUUAUUCAGUGAAACUGGAUCAAAUCAAGAUAUAACUAAAAUUAAAGAAAAUAGUACAAGGUCUUUACCUAGCUUUUCUUACAGACAAGAUGCUGUAUCUAGUACACUUACAACUCAGAAUUCUGAUCAAGAAGAAUCAAAAAAUAGCAACAACAAAAAUUUACAAACCCCAUCUAGUAAUUCAUUUGAAAAAACUUAUGGAGAUAAUAGUCAUAUUAAUGAAUCAAUUUAUAAUAAAAACUCAAACUUUAAAAAAGAUGAAGAUUAUCCACCAUUAACUAGUAGGUAUAACACUAGGAGUACUACAUCUGAUGGUCCAAGAACUCGAUCCCAAGAAAGUAAGAAAUCAUCAGUACCACCUGUUAAAAAAGCCAGCUUGGAAAGAUGGUUGUUAAAUCCUCUAGAAUUUAUACAAGAAAAUAAUAUAGCUCCAUUAUGUCAGCCUCAACAUUCAGAAAGUAAUUUUGAAGAGUCAUUAUCUUUCAUUAGUGAAAUUGUUGAUUCAGAGUCAGAAGAAUUUGAUAAAUUAUGUCAACAGAUGAUUGAAAAACUAGGUACAUAUAACAAUCAGUGUAUGAUGGAACUGGAAGCCAAAGAUAAAAAAUCAGCACCCAUUAAGAUAAAUCUUGAGGAGGCUUCAAAGAGUAAAGUUCCAGCCAAGGAAAACUCAAUCAACAAUCAAGGGACAAGCACAAGUGCAUCGCCGUCAGCUAGAAAUACUUAUGAGCGCGCUACUAAACGUAAGGCCUUAUCUACUAUUGCUGCAACUACUACUAAUGAAAAUGUUGAAAAUAGCAAUGAUGAGUACUCCAAUACCAAAAAAAAAAAAUGUCAAGAGGCGAAAAAAGAAGAGGAAGUAGUUAAAAAAAGUCAAGAAAAGCAAAAAAAUAAAAAUAAAUCUAAAUCCACUGAAGUGAUAAGUAUUGAUGAUACUAAAGAUAGUCUGGAUAUAGAAUUUGAUAAUUCAAAUUUACCUAGCAUAAGAAAAAAUUCAAAGGCAAAAGUUUCAAUCGAUAAUAAAUCUAAUGAGCAAAAUACAGAGUAUUCAAGAAGAAUUGAAUCUCCUAAUGCUGCUAAAAAGAAUUUCAAAGGUCCUAGAGCUAAGAAAAAAAAUUCCAAUCUAACACAAAGUCAUCCAGAACACGAAAAAGAACAAACAUUUGUCAGCGAUGAAGAUAUAAUUAAAACAUUGCAAGAAAUUAAUGAUCAAAUAGAUGACAACGAUUGCGUGGAAAUUACUAAGGAAAUAAAGCCACCAUCAAUGCCGAAACGGGUUACCAAAAAAUUACAAUUAGCAACAAAUCAUUUAGAAAACGUUCGUGAAUCAGAAGAGCAGAAAUUAAAAGCUGAAAAAAGAGAAGAAAGACUCAAAAUAAAUGAACUUCGUUUGCAAGAACAGGAAAACGAAGAAGAUUAUCGCUUGAAAAAUCAACAAAAAUUUGACAAACAGUGCUCUUUUUAUAAUAAUCUUUUGAGUAAUAAAUCAAAAGUUAAGAGGUCAAGUAUUCAAGCGGUAAAAACUCCAGAAGAGAUAGCUGAAGAUCUGUUGUUGGACGGAGAUGAUGAUGAACCAACGAUUACCAAAGUCAUUGAAAAACCUUUGUGUCCUAUUUGUCAAAAAUCAUUUCCUGUUGAUCAAAUUGAAACACAUGCUUCUGAAUGUGAUGCAUAUGCUAUAGAUUUAAACGACGCGUAUAAUAAACCAUCCACAAGCCAUUUCGUCGAAAUUUUCAAGUGUCUUUUUUGUGAAAAGUACGAGACUGUCGAUGGCAAUCUUUAUGAAGAUCAUGUGACCUCUUGCUCAAAGAGACCUGAACGUAUAGCGAAUGGCGGUUGGAUAUCUAAAUAAGUUUGAAACGUAAAUGUCUUUCUGUAUUAUAAAAACAACACAUAUAAAUACUAGUACAACACCAGCACAAUCCACAGAUUACUGAAGAGCAGUAAAUUUAUCAAUAAAAAGCGGUAACUAUUCCGUUAAUUUAUUAUAAAAUAUAUAAAAUAGUCAAAAAAAAUUACAAUUUAGCUUAAAAUUCAAAGUUUAUUACAAAAAAAUUAGUAUUUUCAAUUAAAUUUCAACCAAACCUAGCAUAUGUUCAGAAUGAUCACUGUCGGUGAUCUAUUUAUUUACUGUUAGGGGAAACUCGGGCAAGUCGGAUACUUUAAGGAAGAGUUGAAUAAAAAGGAACCAAGUAAAACAAACUAUAUUAGUAUAUUUUUAACGCGAAGUAAGUAUGACAACUAAUACAUUUGUGCAAUAACAGCCCUGAAAAAUUAUUUAAAUUAAUAUAAUAAAUUCAAAGCGUUUCAAAAAUCGGCAAGACGAACAUCCUUCAAGAAAAUAAACUUUGUAAUUUUUAGAGUAAAAUAGACAUAUAAAUAAAUUAGACGCGAUUUCCUUUCGUUUUUAUUUUUUUGAAAGUCGUUUUCAAAUUUUUUCAAACCUAUUUUUACAUUUAUAGACCAUUUUAAGUAAGGGAGUGUUUGUCUUGUUUGGGACCGUCAUUCUCAGUAUAUGCCAAAUAAUUUUUUAAUUUUAAUGUUAUAAAUAAUAUAAAAAAAGAAAUAAUCACAAUUUAAGAUAACGAAUAUGUUAAAUAUAACUGUUAGUAUAAAUGAAUUAAAUAUACUGUAAUCAUGUAAUGUUUUAAAUAUGUUGAAACUAUUAGACCGAAUAAAUGAUGCACUUUCAUAUAUAUACCAAAAUUCGUAAGCCGAACAUCAAAAGUAAACAAUAUCAUUUUGACUCGAUGUUACCGCUGCGAACACUGCGCACAUACUGAAAUUAUUAUUAUUACUAUUAUAUAAAGUAUAUACCUGUACGUUGUAAUAAUAUUUGCUUCAACCAAUACCAAAAUAAUAGGCCAUGUCCGUCUUGCCCGGGUCUCCCCUACUUGUAAGUUACAAAAUGUUCAUGUUAAUGUACAUUUUGAAUCUGAUAUAUAUGCUUUCCAAUGGUUUUUCUUAAAAUUAUUUUUUUUAGAGAAAUUCAUUAUUAUUAACCAGAAGCCGCUUCUAUGUAAAUAAAGUGUAUAAAAUAUUAGUUUAUGAAAUAAGAUAUGUGAUCAUUCAAUGUUUGAAACAUUGUGUUAGUGUUUAUCAAAGAUGUAAAAAAUUUUCUGAUGUUUCAGAAAACUAUAUUACAUCAUGCAAAUUUAUAUAUUUUAUAAUUAGUGCAAGCAAAUGGAAUUGUUAGAUUAUAAGAUAUCAAGUUUUGUACUUUUAAAAAACAAAUCUGAAUAUUAAUUGAUUUUUUUAUUUGGAAUGGUUUCUUGAUCCCGUCACCAAAUUUUCUUUAAUAUUGGGAUUAGAAAUUGUGGAAUAAAAUCCUUGGAUAAUAACUUUUUAUCACAUUUUUCAAUUUUCAAUAAAGAAUGUGCUAUAAAGAAUCGUUUAAUAUAAAAAUUCAUUGUCAAUAUUGUUUUAUAGAUAUUAGAGAA
Messenger RNA from Phymastichus coffea, 3866 nucleotides. RefSeq lists its product as uncharacterized. Lineage: Eukaryota; Metazoa; Arthropoda; Insecta; Hymenoptera; Eulophidae. The transcript has 7 exons. The record is from RefSeq and is a predicted model, not a curated record. The coding region runs from base 239 to 2278 and encodes 679 amino acids.